Anastrepha obliqua is the source of this 1527-nucleotide messenger RNA. Its product is annotated as 5-hydroxytryptamine receptor 2A. Gene Ontology annotation, molecular function: neuropeptide receptor activity. Lineage: Eukaryota; Metazoa; Arthropoda; Insecta; Diptera; Tephritidae. Gene Ontology annotation, cellular component: membrane. The transcript is spliced from 3 exons. Bases 1 to 1527 code for a protein of 508 amino acids. The record is from RefSeq and is a predicted model, not a curated record. Gene Ontology annotation, biological process: neuropeptide signaling pathway.
AUGGCUCUCAUUGCGGAAACUCAGAAUUUCAUCCGGCCUGUGACUUACCGAACCAGCCUACCAUUCAGCGUUAAUGGCAGCAGUGGAAGUGAUAGUGCUACUCAAGACCACAACAACAACACCACCGAAUCGAUUUAUACAGGAAUUUUGAAGAAAGACCUGGUCGCACUCACAUACACCGAGCGAAUUGCAUUAACGAUUGUUGUGUCAACUUUGUCGGGGAUUUCGCUUUGUGGUAACAUUGGCUCGUUGCGUGUGAAUUUGCGACGAAAAAUACGCCCCUUCUUCCGUGCUUGUCUCAUCUCAUUAGCGCUUAGUGAUUUGUUUAAUACGAUUUUCCUCACAGUGGUGUAUUUGAGUAAAUUUUCAUCGCAUUUCGUGCAAAUUUGGCUCCUUGGGCCCUGCAUGUGUCAUUUGGUGCCAUUCAUCACCACCACCGCUAUUUUGGUCAGCUCCAUGACUCUUGUCGGCAUCACUUUGGAUCGUUAUUUUGCCGUUAUGAAAGCCGUAAUUAGUUUUUGGAAUCCUGAUGCCAUUUUCAGUGUGCUCAGCAUGCUCAUUAUUUGGACAGCAUCCAUUGGUAUUUCAUACCCAGUGUUUCGCGUUUACGAUUUAUAUCCCAUUUACAUCCUUACUGUGGAGAAUGUUACAUCGGCAGCUGGGCAGAGCCCUGUUGCAACAAGCAUUGGUAUCAACGAUAAUGGCACAUUGGCAAAAGUCAUUACAGAUUCAGACACAACAAUAGCAGCAACAGCAACUACAAUUGCAUCUUUUGCCAAACCAGCUACAAAAACUGCUUGGGAACAACAGGCCAUCAAUGGAACGCUGUCAUAUACGCUGGUGAGCAAGAAUGAGCUGGUGAUGAUGUGCAUAUCCCAAAAGCAGUCUAUCGCCACAUACUACUUCAUUGUCUUCUGCAUCAUUUUCCUACCCUCAAUAAUUGCUUUUGUGUGGAUCAAUACAAUUAUUGCCAAGCAUUUGUGGAAUCGACGUCACACCGCCAUCAGCGUUGAUAAAGGACAGCGAAAGUAUUUUGCGAAAUGGGCCGGAAAAAUUGGAGAAGUUUAUCGAAAAUCUGUUAACAAAAAGUGUGCAAAAGAGGUUGAACGACAAUGCAGCUUUCCAACCAUUUCGGGUAGUGUUGUUACUUUUGAAACACAUGUUGGAAGAUCCAGCCAAAGUGAUCCCAGAUCUACAAGUGCUGCCAAGCAUUCAGACCAAACCAAAAGCAAAAGCAAUCGCCAAAUUCGCCAUAUUCGCAUGUUAACUAUUAUUAUUAUAUUAAUUUCAACUUUUCUUCUCCUCCGUUUGCCUGCGUGGAUCUUAAUCAUUACGCAUAUACAUGGCUCUUACAAACAACAUUUGAAAUAUCGGUUGUACUUUAGUUUUGGUAUUCUCAAUUUAGCUAAUUCUAUGUUGAAUCCUUUCCUCUACACUUACCUUGCAGAAACGUUAAAAAUUGCCCACAUUAUUAAGGGAACUGCUAGCAAUGUAGUUUUCGAAUGCGGGUUACGACUGCGAAAGUAA